This is a messenger RNA of Leopardus geoffroyi (Geoffroy's cat), 2056 nucleotides long. RefSeq names its product uroplakin-3b-like protein 1. Gene Ontology annotation, biological process: response to oxidative stress. Gene Ontology annotation, molecular function: heme binding; peroxidase activity. The record is from RefSeq and is a predicted model, not a curated record. The transcript is spliced from 7 exons. The coding region runs from base 1103 to 1873 and encodes 256 amino acids. Lineage: Eukaryota; Metazoa; Chordata; Mammalia; Carnivora; Felidae.
CACGCUCACGCAAUGUCUCUCUGUCUCAAUAAAUAAACAUUUUUUUAAUUUAAUAAAAAAUAAUAAUUAAAAAAAAAAGAAGAUUGGUCCAAGAAAUGAAUCAGGAAGUCCAGGAGCUGACCUGAACACACACACACACACACACACACACACACACACACACACACACGAAUCAGGCAUGAAUGUCUCUGUAACCUUUGAGAUAUAGGAUGCAUCAGACUUCUUUGUUUUCUGAAUCAUAUUAACUCUGCUUCCUGGUGUCCACUCUCUGGGGCUGUGGGUCCCAUAGUGAUCACUUUGUGUGGCUUUCCUUCCCUCGUUGAGCUUGUGCCAAAGUCCCGGGGCUGACCCAGGUUAGAAAAAUGGCAGUGGGUGGAGGUGGUGUCUCUGGCCUUGGAUCUGCCCCGGUCCUCCUUGUCGCUAUCAUCAUUUCUGCCACAUAGUGACACACGGCUGGGAGCUGCUUCCCCUGGUGAUAUCCAGUUGUGCCCGAGUGGGGGCCGACCAUCAGCUCACCGACCAACAUCAGAGAGCAUCCCCCAGCCUGGCUGAGCCUGUCACCUGCAGCAGCCCCAUGAUGAAUCUUGCAGGACUGGGGAGAACCCCUGGAGGCCGAAAGGGGCUUGUUAUGAAAAACAAAAACACUAUUUUCAUCUUUACUACUGUGGAGCACUUUGAGGGAACAAAGAUACCCCUUUAGGGGCCUCAUGCCGGGUACCGGACCACAGUAUAUCUCACGGCAGACACAGGUAAGUGAUCCUGGACACACAGCAAACCGAGGACAGCGGGGGUCCUGGGGGUGGGGGCAGGAGACAGAGGGACGCAGGCACAAAGAGGGAAAAUACAAAAGUAAACUCAGGGCCUUGUGCAGAGCAGUAAUCAGCGUGGGCCACGAACUGAGACGGGAAACAUCAGUGUUCCCGCCGGCCCCCAAUGCCACACAGAUCCACAGGGAGAGAGUCCUGAGUAUGACCAACCUGGGGCCGAUCUCCAGCUCGAGAGGCCACUGCAGGAAGGUUGGGCUCUGUUUUCUCGUCUGUGUAAUGAGAUUAGUCAUAAUGCCUGCCCUACUCACUUCUAGAGGAGCUGAGGAGAUGAGUCGAUGAGCAGGAACGUGUCUUCAGAAAGAAGCGAGCUCUCCACCUGUUGUGAUGUUCGCUCUCAACGCCUUUCAAAGGUAGAGGAGAAAAAAAAGCGCAUCAGCUACGUGCCCCAGCUCUCCAGCCCCACCCUGGCAGGGACACUCACCCAGUCUACCUUCACGCUGGAGCAGCCAAGGGGCCAGUUCAGUCGCCUCAACAUCUCCGACUUGGACACCAUCUGGCUGGUGGUGGCCCACAGCAACGCCACCCAGAACUUCGCUGCCCCACAGAGGGUGGAGGACAUCCCAGUCCCGGCUGACUUCAGCCAGAGGGGCUACUAUCUCACGCUGAUGGCCAACCGGUUGCUCUACCCGGGCAACCAGCCUGGCAACCAGCUCCGGGUCCUACGAGUUGGCAAUGAUACCCGCUGCUCCCCUAAGACGAGAGGCUGUAACCACCCCCUGCCGGGCCCGGGCCCCUAUCGAGUGAAGUUCCUGGUGAUGAGUGACAGGGGACCUGUGGCUGAGACAGAAUGGUCCAGCGAGACCCACCUGCAGGAAGCCAAGGCACUACAGGCUGUCCCAGGACCCCAAAGCGCGGGCACCGUGGUCAUCAUUGCCAUUUUGUCGGUCUUGCUGGCUGUCCUUUUCACUGCCCUCCUUGCUCUGCUUAUCUACACCUGUCAUGACACCCGCAGGAGCGCUCCCAUUUCGGGCCCAGAGCAGUCGACUUGUGUGAGAAGAUACAACACCCACCACGUGACUGACCCCCCAGCCGUGGGGGCCUCAUGAGGGGUCCGCACCUGCCCCUCGGCCUCCUCCCUGGUUCAGGCUGCAGAUCCCGGGCUGGGAGCAUGCCCGGAAGCUUCUGGAGCCCUGGAAGAGAGUGUUUCCAAGUGAGGGUGAGGGGAGAGUGUCCUUAGCCCAAAAUUAGGCCUGUCCCUGUCAGAAAUAAAUGUCCCCAGCAGCCCUGCA